AAGGCCUAUCUCAUGCGCACACAAAUAUGUUAAAAGCAACUGGUCUCUUCACACACAAAGUAGGAACCAAAUGUUUGGUCAAAAGUCAAAAUAGGGGCGUUUUGGUCAUUUCGGUACAAAUCAAUGGGUGGUGGGAUUAGAGAGAUUAUUUACAGAGAGCAUCAGAUUUUCUCAGAAAGAAGCAAUAAUCUCUUCUUUUUGAAACAGUCAGCAUCAAACCAACUCCCUCCCCCCUUUUAAAAAAAGGCCAAGUCCAGAAACAAGUAUCUCAGCAAUGGAAUAUACUGACCAAAUUUCAUCACCACCACCACCACCAUCAUCCAACUCUGAGCUUUCGUACCCGCCAUGGCUGCGAGAUCCUCUCCAUCGACAAACAUUUACCAUCUUUUCUCAUUGAUCGCGGCCAUUCUUUAAUCAGUACCAUGGUGUUUUUCAGAUUUUCUAUCUGUUUCCACUGCUUACUGUACUCCCCUUGUCCACAGGCACAACCUGUGUUGCAGAGAUUCUUCAAAUAAGUGCAUUUCACAUGCCCGUUGGGAUGUUCUUGACACAAAAUUCCUUGUAAAAUUUGAAGAAGAUGGUGUUUCCCCAUUCCCGACCUUGUCUCUGUGCAACUUAGGGCACAUCGAUUAAUCCUUAACACCGAUCCUCCUCCAAGUAGGCCCAAAGCCCUGCAAGACGAGUUGUCGGGAUUUGGAGGGAAGAUGGAAGAGGGGGUGAUUGUUGAUGAGGAAGGGCUAGAUGUUAUUUAUUGGAGAAUUUUGGAAAAUGGAAAUGCCACCAGAGAGAGUUUGGAAGCACGAGCUUUCAGCAACGGCAGUGAUGAUAGACAAGGCCAGGCAUCAUCCCCUGCCUGGCCCAAUGCACAAAACCAGCCGCUGACUUGGCCUCCUCUGCCACCAGAGCUUGUAAAAAAGAAGAGUCUUCCACCACCCCAACCACCGAAUCCUGGCGGUUUGGUUGAGUCAUUAACAAGUCAAAAUCCAGGAAAUGGAAAACAUGUGAGCUUGGAGCCUUUGCGUUGUGGUAAAGCUGUUGCUAAUGCGAAUCAUUCCAUGACCCGGAACAAAACUGAUGAUGAAUCCUUCAGCUUCAAGUGAGUAUUUUUUUGCAGUCUUUGUCUUUUGUUCACUAAAGGUGAAAUCUUUAUAAUCCCUUACCAUAUACUUUGCGAUUCAGCUUUGACGGUGAUCUUAUGGAAGCACUCUUUGGAUAUGUUGCUACAAACAGAAAAUCACCGAAAGGGGAGAGAAAAACAGGCCCAAUCCCUCAGAUUUUCAUUCUUGAAACACAGAAAUCGCAGGAUAUAGCAAUUGUUCUCAAGUCCCUUAGGAUUACCCGCAGAGAGAUUAUUGACACGCUGAAUGAAGGAGAAGGUCUUAAUGCAGAAACUCUGGAGAAGCUCUGCAGAGUGACUCCAACUAGAGAAGAAGAAUCAGAAAUCCUUGGUUUUGCAGGAGACCCAACAAGACUAGCCAAUGCUGAAUCCUUCCUCUUCCAUAUCCUCAAAUCCAUUCCAUCUGCCUUCUCUCGUUUCAAUGCAAUGCUUUUCAGAUCAAACUACACCCCAGAGAUAGGCCGACUUAACGAGUCUUUACUGACACUGGAACAGGCUUGCGAUGAGCUUAGAGGUCAAAGACUUCUCAUGAAACUGGCAGAUGCCGUUUUGAAAGCUGGGAACAGAAUGAACGAGGGCAUUUCAAGAGGAGAUGCACAAGCUUUUGGCCUAACAGCUCUCACGAAGCUUUCUGAUGUGAAGAGUAUUGAUGGGAAGACUACAUUGCUUCACUUUGUCGUCCAUGAGGUGGUGAGAGCAGAGGGAAAACGAUGUGUUUCCAACCGUGAUCUCAAUCUAAGUAAAAAUGACAGCCAAACCAGCAGUACUGCAUGUUUGCAUUAUGAAAAAGAGAAGGAUUACAUCAUGCUUGGCUUACCUGUAGUUGGCGGCCUAAGCUCCGAGUUCACCAAUGCUAAAAAGGCUGCCAUGAUAGACUGUGAUGCUCUUUCUACAACAUGUUCAAUACUAUCGUCUCAAGCAUCUGAAAUCAGGAAAUUUGUAGCACAAUGUAGUGCCGCUGCUGGAGGACGGUUUGCAACAAAAAUGAAUGUUUUUCUAGAUAUUGCUGAACGUGAGAUAAAGGCAGCAAAGGUAGAACAUACAAGAGUCAUGGAGCUUGUGAAGAGGACAGCAGAUUACUAUCAAGCAGGAGCUUCAAACAGUAGAUCAUGGCAGCCACUUCAGCUAUUUGUUAUAACCAUGGAUUUUCUUGGAAUGGUUGAUCGGGUUUGUGUUGAGAUUGCAAGCAACCUGCAGAAUAAGAAACCAGAAGGUCCUACUGCUGGAUCAUCAUCAUUAACAGAAGAACCACAGAGGAGAGCGGUCAGGUUUCCCAAAAUUCCAGCUAAUUUCUUGUCACAGCAGUAAAAGAGCAAUCCAGCUGGUUUUAGUGAUUACACGUAAAUAGAUAGGCAGAUUAGAG
Messenger RNA from Cuscuta campestris, 2480 nucleotides. The record is from the annotation of a GenBank genome assembly. NCBI's taxonomy places the organism in Eukaryota, Viridiplantae, Streptophyta, Magnoliopsida, Solanales, Convolvulaceae.